Paramisgurnus dabryanus is the source of this 5604-nucleotide messenger RNA. The record is from RefSeq and is a predicted model, not a curated record. NCBI's taxonomy places the organism in Eukaryota, Metazoa, Chordata, Actinopteri, Cypriniformes, Cobitidae.
UUGACAGUAUAGCGUGGAGAGCGAGCACACACACACGUCCAAAGAAAUAUAUUUUUGAAUAUCACAUGUUGCCAAUCACACUUUGGAUUAAAGACGGCAUCUUCAUCAAACGUGUCUUUCUUGUGUAUUGGACGCGCACUCAACCCGUGCGUAAUAUCGAUGUAUUCCAAAAUCUUGAAUCUCCAGAAUCACCCAAAGCGCGUUUGGUGAUGCGGCGUUAACGACGCGCCCCUGUGCUUCACGUGCCAUUUGGAUGUUUCCUUGAAUCUCUUUCACGGAUUGUUAUGCUGGUCAAAAACGCAUUAAUCUGAGUGGUUGGUUGCCAUUGCAUUGCUUUACAGACUGCUGUUGUGGCGGAUCACGCACGGAACCGGAUCACGCAAGGAACCUGUGGUUGGAUAUGACGCAUCGGUCACAGUAGGGACGCGUCUAGGAAAAGCCGAGAGGUUUCAGUGAGAAGCGGCCAAAAAUUUGGACUACACCUGCUCGUCAUGUCGGCGAAGAGCAAGAAGGAAAAGGAAAUCAUUACCGAGUAUGAGAGCCAAGUGAAAGAGAUACGAUCUCAGUUAGUGGAGCAGCAGAAAUGUUUGGAGCAGCAGACGGACAUGCGAGUUCAGCUGCUGCAGGACCUGCAGGAUUUCUUCAGGAAGAAGGCCGAGAUCGAAAGCGAAUAUUCACGCAACCUGGAGAAGCUUGCCGAACGAUUCAUGGCCAAGACGCGCAGCACCAAGGAUCACCAGCAGUACAAGAAAGAUCAGAAUCUGCUGUCUCCAGUGAACUGCUGGUACCUGCUGCUGAACCAGGUGAGGAGAGAGAGUAAAGAUCACGCCACUCUCAGUGAUCUUUACCUCAACAACGUCAUCACUCGCUUCACGCAUGUCAGCGAGGAUAACAUGCGUCUGCUUAAGAAGAGUAAAGAGAUUAUUUUCCAACUGCAGGAAGACCUGAUGAAGAUUCUUAAUGAACUUUACACGGUAAUGAAGACAUAUCACAUGUAUCACAGUGAGACUCUCAGUGCAGAGAAUAAGUUAAAGGAAGCAGAGAAGCAGGGUGAACGACAGGGUCGAGGGGGUGAGGCUGUCUUUAGCCUGCGCACAGAAGAUCGCCACCAACGACGAAACGCUGCCCGUAAGAUCCAAAAGAUGAAAGAAAAGCGCCAAGCCAAGUACUCGGAGAACAAACUGAAGGUUAUGAAGGCUCGGAACGAGUAUCUGUUGACCUUGGAGGCCACAAAUGCCUCCCUGUUUAAGUAUUACAUCCAAGACCUGUCGCAUUUGACUGACUGUUGUGACUUGGGGUACCAUGCGGGCCUCAGUCGAGCGUUACGGACCUACCUGUCAGCAGAAUACAGUCUGGAAACCUCUCGGCAUGAGGGCCUAGAUAUUUUGGAGGGGGCUGUGGAGGGGCUGGACCCCAGUAAUGAUCGCCAGCGGUUUAUGGAAACUCACCCGACAUCGUUCACCCCUCCUGCACGCUUUACCUUUCAGCCACACAUGGGAGACCAGGUGAGUCAAAUCACCGCACUGCCGCAGGUGCAGGCCGAGCUGCUUCUCAGAUUUCAACAGCUGCAGUCUCGCCUAUCCACACUGAAGAUUGAAAAUGAGGAGGUGAAGAAGACGUCAGAAGCCACCCUCAGCACCAUCCAGGACAUGGUGAACAUGGAGGACUAUGAUGUGUCAGAAAGCUUCCAACACAGUCGCUCCACUGAGUCUGUCAAAUCCAGCGUAUCAGACACUUACCUCAGCAAACCCAGCCUGGCCAAGAGACGUGCCAACCAGCAGGAAACCGAGCUCUUCUAUUUCACUAAGCUGAAGGAGUAUCUGGAAGGCAGUAAUCUCAUCGCUAAACUACAGGCCAAACAUGACAUGCUGAAGAGGAGCAUCGCCGAAGGUUACAGGGCAGACAUCAUGACAACCAGCCGUCGUCGAAACUCCCACAGCAGGAACCAGGACUCUGGAAAGGCCAUUCCUCUGAUGGUGGAAAGCUGCAUUCGCUUUAUUAAUCUCUACGGUUUGCAACAUCAGGGUAUUUUCAGGGUUUCAGGGUCACAGGUUGAAGUCAAUGACAUAAAGAACAGUUUUGAACGAGGGAACGACCCCUUAACUGACGAGGAGAAUAACCAUGACAUUAACUCGGUUGCGGGAGUGCUGAAAAUGUACUUCCGUAAUCUGGACAAUCCUCUUUUCCCCAAGGAAAAGUUCAACGAUCUCAUCGCCUGCAUCCGAACUGAGAAUCUGUAUGAGAGAGCCCUCUCCAUCCGAAAGAUACUGACAACGAUGCUGCGCCCAACGCUGGUGGUCAUGAGAUACCUGUUUGCAUUCCUCAACCACUUAUCCCAGUACAGUGACGAGAACAUGAUGGACCCUGGAAACCUGGCAAUUUGUUUCGGUCCCACUCUGAUGCCUACCCCAGACCUUCUGGACCAGGUUUCAUGUCAGGCACACGUCAACGAGAUCAUCAAAACCAUCAUCAUCCACCAUGAGACCAUCUUCCCUGACACCAAAGAGCUGGAGGGUCCAGUUUAUGAGAAAUGCAUGAGCAAUACUGAGUACUGUGAAAGUCCCUACAGUGAACCGGGUGCAUUUGAAGAAGGAGAGCAGGAUGGAGGGACGGAAACACAGACAAGCGAGGAGGAAGGUGAACCCGUGGAGGCCCUAGCCAAGUUUGACUACGUUGGCCGCUCUGGACGGGAGCUCACCUUUAAGAAAGGCGCCACACUGCUACUGUUUCAGAGAGCGUCUGAAGAUUGGUGGGAGGGACGUCACAAUGGCAUUGAUGGACUAAUACCACAUCAAUAUGUCACACUGCAAGAUGAUGAGGCCAUGUCAGAUACACUGAGCCAGAAAACUGACAGUGAGACCAGCACCACACCUUCAGAUGAAGUGAGCUCCAGGCGAUCUCUGACGUCCCCAACUGAACCAAGAAUACCAGAGACCUUCAUCAGCCGACACAGGAAGAGGACUGAGGCCCUUCUCCGCCGGGUCCCUGGUCGCCUAAGCGACGGUCACUGCCAUGGCAAUGGGCUGGAACGUAGCUCGCCCCCAGUGACUGUGACCGUAACAGGGCACUUUAGCCCGCGCGAGCUGCUGCGUGGGAACAGCUGUGCCCUGGACAGCCCCGAGCACCACAGGCGCACGGGACACAAUGGCACAUCCAACGGCACAGUGAAUGCCAAUAUCAGCCGGCACGAAUCCCUGCGCAGGGAAUGGGAACGAGAGAGUCCUCCAAUACACCAGUCUCCAUCCACACUGCAUUGUGGGUUACCUGUGCAACGCACACAGACGCUAAAUCCUCACACUAUGGCCAAGGACCUAGAGGAAACCAUGAAUCUAGCCUUAAAUGAGUUGCGUGAGAUGGAAAGGCAGAAUGGAAAGACCGCAGCUCCUGACCUGGUGCUGGACACGCUCGAGCAGAUGAAGACCAGCCCGUCAUGCCCAUCCGGCUCCACCCCCUCCAGUUUAUCCAGCCCCUCUGAUUCCCAGAGUCCUCUCAGUCCCGUAAGCCCCCAGCCGUCUCUCCCCCCGCUGCCUGGUCCUUCAUCCCGACGCUCCAAUGACCCGGUGGCCACCUUCAAGCCGAUCGUCUCGCCCCGUAUGGGAGUGACGCUCCGCCCACCCGCCCUACGCCCCAAACCGCCUGUUUUGCCAAAAGUAAAUCCACCUCCUUCCCAGCAGCCUCCAAAUGCCCCUUCGAGCUUCGGCAGUGACAAAUCUGGCACUAUGUGAGCCAAGAUCCAAAGGGUCCAACUGAAGCAAACAGGGUUUAAGACUGACCUUGACUAUGGGUCGAGACUGUAGAAAGUAAACAGGGUUAAUCUCUUAAUAAUGACAUGAUUGUAUGGCCGAUAGCUAUUUUACAUGCAUAACGGUCAGUUAGAGUUAGUCAAUGAUAUUAUAUCCAUUAACGUGUUGUCAGGGUGGUUUGUGUGUGUAUUCUCUAAGUGAAUAGGACUUUACUGUGUCUGUGUGUAGAUACAUUUACGAGGAACACAUUCAGAGACAGUGGAGAGACACUGUUUGGGAUUGUCUGUACAGGAAGUACAGGGUUUUUUUUGGGGAGCUGUAGAUCAGAAAAUGACUUUCCAUUGAGUGCAAUGUAUUUCGAGUGCUUUGAUUUCUUAGGCCUUACUACCACAGAGGAUUGUGCGUGGAGUCGUUCUUAUAAGUUGCUGCUGCUUUCUUUAAUAAUUUACAGGGAUACCUGUGCCUAUUGGGAAAAUGGUUAUUCACUUAAUGGGAUUUGAUAAGGAAUGUAAUUUUUUUCAAGACACCCACCCAGCUAGCCUUCCGACGGGAAACAAGGUGACAGAGGAACACAGAAUGUAUUUAAUGAAUGUUCCACGUUUUUUUUUCACUUUAUACCACAGCAAGCCUUGAUCACCGGAUUAUCCUCCCUCUUUACCGUGGAAACGCAAACACUGAAGCCUGAUUGGACGACGUGGGAGGGAACUUUUAACAUCCCGAGAACAAACGUGAACCAAGCAAAAUAUUACAGAGUAGAACGUAUCCAUUUGACGAUAAGAAAUGCGGAGGAUCGCAAAGACAUUGAUGACAUUAUGGAGGUUUGCAGGAAGCGUGUAGCAUGUAUUGACUUCUGCCGCUAGGCCACGCCCUCCCUCAGGUCGUUCAUGUACAAUUUCUGCUGCUGCUUCAAUAAUGGACGAUAAUAAUCAUUUUCAAUCCUUAAAUUUUAAUGUCCCCUGUGCUUCCUGUGUGUGUGUGUGUGUGUGUGUGUGUGUGUGUGUGUGUGUGUGUGUGUGUGUGUGUGUGUGUGUGUGUGUGUAAGAAAUUGAUGGCAGACCCUCUUUCCAACACGCAAACCAUUCAUGUUAAACAGGCUUAUGUGUGUGAUGUGGUGGAGCUUUGUAUGAUAGAGGGAAGUUCAAAUAGUGCAAGAUGGUGGAUAAUUCAUGCUUGCAGUACUGCAUAUAAGUGUUUAUGUGUUUGCGUGUGUAAAAGAGGGCGUUUAGUCUUUGUGUAAAUAUGCAUGGAGGAGAAACUUUGGAGGACAUUGUUUUAUGAUGAUAUAACAAUGCUCUGCGUCUACCAAACAGCCUUUGUUCACUUUUUUUAUACAAUAAUUUGUUUUUCACUUUUUCAACUGCUUCUCGGUUACGUUUUCUAUGCGUUACAUUUUUUACCAGUUUAUCGAUUCCUGGUGUAUACGUUCAACGUGUAGGCCUACUACUGGCACUCUUUCAUGCGACCACAUACGUUAGUUUAUCAGAAGCCUGUCUCCACCUUUUGUCUGUUUACCAAGCGACCUGCAAGACCCCCACUCCAUCCACUAACACACACACACAAACAAACUGUGUUGACAUGAAAGUGCCUUUCAGGAAACACGUUGAAUGCAGGAGCCUGGUCUGCCAAGGGUGCGUGCUGCUGUCGCUUUCUGAAAAGUCGUUCCACAAGUUAAAUAAUUAAGCUAGAGCUCUUUCCAAAUGUUUAAUAAUCCGAACGAAUAAUAAAUAUGUACAUUUAAUCAAUUGUGAUGUCGCACUUUCAUGUAUAGGACUGUAUUGGCAUGUAGCAUUAAAUCAUGUUUCAGUGCAUUUUAAAACGUGUCGAAACUGAAUGUCUAUGAAAUAAAGGAAGUUGAUAUGUC